Messenger RNA from Prunus armeniaca (apricot), 627 nucleotides. Lineage: Eukaryota; Viridiplantae; Streptophyta; Magnoliopsida; Rosales; Rosaceae. The record is from the annotation of a GenBank genome assembly.
AUGGGCCCUUUGUGGUCUCGUCGCCAUAAGGAACUGGCAGAAGAAAUGUCCUUGAAAUUGGGUGCUGCUACAAUCCUCAUCACAUUACUUGCAUUUGUCACCACCGUAUGUUUGUCGUUGAACGGCGGCAUUCGAACAUAUCCCAUCGCCAUUUCUCAGCACUCUUUCUCUGUCUCAAACACAAUGAAACCCGUCUCUGAACUGCAGAGCGCUGUUUGGGAUGCAGAGUUGAAGUUCAGCCAAAACAGUGAUCUGCAAGUUCACAUCAAACACUUUCAGGGCUUCGUGUACUACCCGAAAUUCGAACCGCUGUGGUGUGCCUCAGUGAAGCCAGUGGACGUUGAGUUCAGGAGGCCAAAUGGGCUGCACAUAAGAUUUGAUAUGAGAGAGUGUGGGGAGGAAGGGCCCGGGGUUUCGACAGAGGAAGCUCUGAAGGAGGUUCGUUUGGAAAUGAAAGUGGACCUGGUUGUGCCUUACCAGUUUGGAAAGACCAGAAUUUGGGCCUGGCUUUGGGGAUUGAAUGUUGAAGAAUCUUGUUCCGAGUUGAGAGUUGAGUUUGUGUCUUCGGUUGGAGAGGGGAAGCUGAUUGGUGAGGGAGGAUGGUGCUUUGUUCCAUUGCCUGAGUAA